Molecule: messenger RNA, 2007 nt
Organism: Momordica charantia (bitter melon)
Lineage: Eukaryota; Viridiplantae; Streptophyta; Magnoliopsida; Cucurbitales; Cucurbitaceae
Source: RefSeq, a predicted model, not a curated record
AAAAGUUCACCGCUUUGCUCACUGGUUCCCUCACUUGUUUUUCCCUCCUUUCGUCUUCCUCUCAGCAAAAUCCUCUCCGCUCUUCCCUUUUCAGUUUUGGGUCUUCCCGAUUUUCUCUGUUGGACAUUGCAAUGUGGUGGAUUUUUGCCUCUGUUCUCUGAAAUUUUGAGCUUCUUGCCCCGGACAUGGAUUUCUAGCCUUGGGUUGUUUCACAGCUCCAGCUUCGGCUUAGCAUUGCCUUGAAGGAACGGUUCGGGUUGUAAUUCACUACGCAAUGAAUGCGGCAUCCAAGGAAACUAUGAUGACUUCCAAUCAGACUACGAAAAUGUUUACUUAUGAGUUUCCUGAUGUUGACUCGGAUUUAUCUAUUUUCCCUGUUCCAGAAGAAGAUGUCUUAGGAGUGGAACAUUUCUUAGAACCUGACUUUAACAAAUGCUUUUCUGGCAGUGUUCUAGAUUUCAACACGUUCCACUCUCAUAAGUGCUUAAGCAUUGAAAAUUUUUCAUUCGCUGUUGAAUUUGAUCAGAUAAAGAUUGAUAGUGAAUCAUUGCAUUCUAGCCUUACACUAGAAGGAGAGAGAACCAAGCAAGAGGACCAUGAUGAAAAAUCACAAGGCACAGAUGAUGUUGUCUGUUCUGGGAUAAACAAACUUCCAGCAACGGUGAAGAGUCAAACUGCGGAUGACAUCUUCAAUUUGGCUCCUGGUUCAUGCAAUGCUUCUUUUCUAGGCAAUGUGAAUUUUGGUAGCUACUCACAAGGGCAUGAUGUGGCUUUCAGCCAGAACGAAGGCAAACUUAUGAUCUCAUCCAGAACUGGGUCGUCAGGCUGUUCAGGUAGCUCUACUGCAUGCUUGGAUGAUGAGAAUAUGUCAGAUGACAGGCCUAUGAAAAGGAAGCGACUUUCAAGUUGUGACUCCUCGAAGACAGGUUCUGAGCUUAAUGAAUCUAAAAUCAUUCCCUUCCAUGAAGGAAACAAAGUAGAUACACUUGUUACAGAAAAGAGAUUGCGAAAGCCGCCUAGGAGAUACAGCGAAGAGUCAAUUGAACAAAAGUCAAGAUCUACUAUCAAGAAGAGUGCUCAUAAAGCUUCCAAGGAUAAGUCUCUCCCCUCUGAAUCUCACAGGCAGAAUCACUGCCAAAAGAAACUUAAAGCAGCACCGAUCAUUCAUAAAGAUAAAUCGUUUAAUGGAGGUUGUAUUCAGGUUCCAUUCGGUCUUCCGAUAGAAGAAGGUCAAGUUCACUCGGCGAAAAAGAGAACAUGUUGGGACUCAGAGGGGAUGAAGGAUAAUAGAAUCUUGUGCAUAAAAGAUAAAAACGAUGUGGAGUCUUACUCGGCCGAGUCAGAAGAUGAGAAUACUGAAGACGAGUGCAUCACUAAAGGUAAUAAUACUCAAAAAGGCAGCAGUCGCAGGAAGCACCAUAUAUCAUGGACUCUUUCUGAGGUUAUGAAGUUGGUGGAAGGUGUUUCAGAGUAUGGUGUCGGAAGGUGGACAGAAAUUAAGAGGCUACAAUUUUCAUCAUCUUCACAUAGAACAUCUGUGGAUCUCAAGGACAAAUGGAGAAAUCUAUUGAAGGCAAGUGACACACAGUUGCAGAACAGAAGAAAGGUCGUCCUUGGUCGAAAGCAGGCAUCGCAGCAAGUACCGGAAUCAGUUCUUCGCCGAGUUCGGGAACUGGCCGCUAUUUAUCCAUAUCCAAGGGAAAACAAAUCCAAGGAAUCGUGCUCAAGCUCAGCCCCCUCAACUUCAUCCUUCAAAACUACCAGUAACAUGUUUGUUUCUUUGCCCACAGUUAUGUGAAGGAAGUUGAAUAGAGAAUCAGAUUGGUUUUCCUUUCCUUUUUUUUUUCCUUUUUUCUCUUUUCUUUUUAUUUUUUAAUUUUUAGUAAUUAGGAAGUUAGAAUGUGAAAGCUUUGUACUUCACUGGCUGAUUUGGCAAACAGAUACAAAACCUCCAUUCUGCUUUACUAUUGAACCCACCAAACAAUUCCUUUUCUUUUCUCUGAUGUA